AUGCCGACCCCCAAACGGCGAAUGCCCAUCAGUUGCGAGCCGUGCCGUGGGAGGAAGAUUCGCUGUCUCCGCGCCAAGGACUCGGCUGGCUGCUGCGAGACGUGCAUUCGUCGCGGCAUUCCCCCUUCGCAGUGCGUAUUCCUGGGCUACCAUCACCACUAUCUUCAGCCUGCUGGCGAGCGCUCCAGCGACGACCCAAGCAACGGCGAACUGCUCGCGCGAAUUCGCGACCUCGAACACCUCGUCCGCGGCCAGGCUGCCAACUCUCCCAGCCCGCCCAUCCCAAGUGUCCACAAUGGCCUCACGCCCAGUACGCAGGCCAGCAGCAGUCUAGGUCCCGGCAGUAACGGCUACAAGAGCGAGACCGAAGAGUCUGCGAUGCCUGCGCAGCUAACCCCGCCUAUGUAUGAGUCGUCACGCCCUCAGCAUGCCUCCUACGGGACCCUGUCCAUGUCGGACCGUGGCCAUGUCCAGUUCAACCCGCAUGGGUCGCAGUGGAGCUCUGUAUUGAAGGACGACUCUACCACUGUGGCCUCGGUUGCCAAUUUCGAGUACGACGAUGACGAAAGUGCUGCUGAUUUCCCAUUCAACUUGGCUGCGUGCACCAAGCCCGAGGACCUUCUCGCGGCGCUGCCGCCUGUGCGCCAGUGUGAUGCAUUGAAAAACGCAUAUUUUGACGUCUUUGCGCCGCUAUUCCAUAUCCUCCACAACCCAACUUUCCACAAGGAAUAUAUCUCUUUUCAAAAAGAGCCCGAAUCAGCCCCGCUCUCUUGGCUAGCUCUUUUAUACGUUAUUCUCAGCAUCUCAGUUACCGCGCUCGAUGACAACGACCCCAUUCUCCACGAUCUCGGUCGCAAAAAGACUAGCGGCCAAAACGCUUCGGUGCUGAUGCUUCGGUAUAGAAAUGCCGCCAUGCAGUGCCUUUCCGCCGACCGGUAUCUUUUCAGGCAUAAUAUGUACACGAUCCAGGCUCUAGUCUUGUUGAUAUAUGGCAUUAACCACACACACGGUAAAACUUGGGCGCUCCUCGGUGUUGCGUACAAUAUCGCUACCGCGUUGGGGUGCCAUAUCGAUCCUGCGCAUUUCACCACCCUCAGUGCUAUACAAUGCGAAGAGCGUCGCCGCUGUUGGGCAGGUCUGAUGAUGCUAUACACAAUUCAAAACAUUAGCAUGGGCAAUUUUGAACAGCGGCAUAUCAAGGCCGACGUUCAACUUCCUGCCAAUAUCAACGAUGAGGAUCUCACAGACCUAGAAGUAAGCGACAACUCCCACAGCAUCGCUUCAAUAUCUGUUGAUGCGCCAACACAAAUGUCUUAUGUUCUUUUCAAAUUUCGGCUGUAUCAUUUGUGUUCAAAAGUUUGCAACCAGAUAUUUGGACCUACACACCCGACGUACUCAGCAGUCCUUCAGUGCGAUGCUGAAAUAGCUGCCGAACAAGACUCUUGGACUGACCGAUAUCUCACCGAGUCGCAAACCGGAAAUAUAUUGACAUAUCACCAUGUUCAUUUGAAUAUUCUCUACGGCUAUUCUCAUCAGAUGUCUUUGCUGUUGCACCGGCCUGUGCUCUUGAACCGUUCAUCCGCCGGAUACACUGACGAUGAGGUGAAACGUUCUCGGGUCCAGUGUCUCAAAAGCGCUCGUGGGUUGCUGGGAUUGCAACAGAUGUUCCAUGAAUCUGCCCAAUUCCAGCCAUAUAGAUGGUACAGUCUAGGCUUGGGUAGUUUCUACGCCUUCCAUGCUGCUAUCAUUUUGGUCACCCUUCUCCCAGAGGUGAAGGACGAGGUCGAGUAUGUAGAGAACCGACGACUUCUUGAAGUAUCGCUUUCCAUUUUCGAGCAGACGAGAAAUCGUAGUCGAAUGUGCGCCAAAGCAGCCCCAAUUCUACGGCAUCUUCUUUUCCCGACCCCGCCGUUGUCAUUCGGUAGCUCCUCUACUGAAAGUAUACAGCCAAACGCACCACCCAUGCCCGUCCCCGAUUAUCCGACUCAAAUGGAGGUCCUUAUGACCCAGUUGCAGCCUCAACAAUGGCUCAGCCAGCCAUCAAUGAGCUGGGAUGGCUUUUAUACUAGUUUCGCCAAAAAUAUUUUUGAAGUGAUCGUUGUGAAAGCGGCCAUUAUACCGAGAAUGCGAGGAAACCAUAAAACUCCUGUGUAUGCGAAGGAUGACCUUUCACUGCCACGCGCACACUUUAUAUUUUCGGAAAUCGGAAGUCGGAAAUCGGCACCGUCCAGCCAGUACUGGUAUUCAGCCUUUGCGGGGUUGUCGAGAUCCAGCAUCAAGAUGACAGAAGAUAGGAAAACUUGCCCCUUGCACAGUCGACGGAUAUGCUCGAACCACACGGCCAUUGGAUGGAACAGUCGGAGGUUUGGAAUUCUGCGGGUCGGACAGAAGUCCGACGCUGCAACAAUAACAUCUCCACAACUGCGAUUGGGCGACCUGGUGACUACUUUAAAUCAACCUAUUCCUCGCUUACACAUUCAUGUGAAGGAGCUUCACCCUACCUUUGGUGCAGAAAUAAGUGGUGUCGACUUUUCAGUUCCAGUCGCUGAUGAGAUAUUCCGUGACAUUCUGGCUGCUGUGACACUAUAUGGAGUCGUCGUGUUUCGAAAAACUAGUCUCAACGAUGAUAGCCAUGUCGCAUUUGCUAGACAGUUUGGACGCCUGGACGACGUCAAGCCUUACGUCAAAGCUGGACGGCCAAACCGGCUCAAACACGACGAGCUUUUUGACGUUAGCAAUGUUGAGAUGGACGGCUCAUUGCUGGACCCGGAAAGCCCAAGAGGCCAAGCUGGCAAAGGGAAUGGUCUUUUCCACGUCGAUUCCAGUUUUAAUCCACGACGAGCGGGAUACUCGCUGCUACUAGCUCAUGAGCUCCCUCCCCCAGGGGCUGGGACUGGUGGCCAAACGGCAUUUGCAGACACACGAACAGCGUUUGCCGAUUUAUCAUCCAACAUUAAAGAAUCGCUCCUGAAAAAUGACUAUGUGGCAGCACAUUCAAUCCACCAUUCCCGCAAACUUGCAGCACCGGACUUCUUUGCUGAUAUGAAUCCUCUCGACCACCCAAUGGGGCGACACAAACUUGUCCAGCGACACGAAGCAUCGGGCAGGAUGAAUUUGUAUAUUGCGGCGCACAUACAUCACAUCGAAGGGCUAAGUGAGACCGAAUCUGCCGACCUACUGCGCAAUCUAUUCACCCAUGCAUCCCAGGACAAAUAUGUGAUGGAAGUCCAGUGGCAUAACCCGGGCGAUUUGGUUAUUUGGGACAAUACCUGCACAAUGCACCGAGCUGUGGGAGGUUCAUUUUUGCGCAAGUACAAGCGCGACAUGAGGCGGGCGACUGUGCACGAUAAAAGUUCUUACGCGUGGGGAUUGAAUGAACAUACCGAUGAAAGACAAGGCCUGCCAUAG
This is a messenger RNA of Talaromyces rugulosus, 3408 nucleotides long. RefSeq lists its product as uncharacterized. Bases 1 to 3408 code for a protein of 1135 amino acids. Gene Ontology annotation, molecular function: DNA binding; DNA-binding transcription factor activity, RNA polymerase II-specific; zinc ion binding. The transcript has 7 exons. Gene Ontology annotation, cellular component: nucleus. Lineage: Eukaryota; Fungi; Ascomycota; Eurotiomycetes; Eurotiales; Trichocomaceae. Gene Ontology annotation, biological process: regulation of DNA-templated transcription; DNA-templated transcription. The record is from RefSeq and is a predicted model, not a curated record.